Teleopsis dalmanni is the source of this 1901-nucleotide messenger RNA. It is a transcript of the gene Mapmodulin, whose product is annotated as acidic leucine-rich nuclear phosphoprotein 32 family member A. Gene Ontology annotation, molecular function: histone binding. The record is from RefSeq and is a predicted model, not a curated record. The coding region runs from base 598 to 1701 and encodes 367 amino acids. Gene Ontology annotation, cellular component: nucleus. The transcript is spliced from 9 exons. NCBI's taxonomy places the organism in Eukaryota, Metazoa, Arthropoda, Insecta, Diptera, Diopsidae.
UCACUUCCAAAUCGUUAACAGGUAGAGAUUGAUAAAUAAAAAAGAGAUGGAUAUGAUAUGUUUGAAACACAAGCCGAUACUUGUGAGCAAUAAAAAGAGCUGAAGGAAAAAAAUUGGCGGUAGUUGACAAAAGGAAACAGCGAAUAAAACAAAACGAAUUCCAAAACGGAAAGUGUGAAACAAGUAAAGUGAAGAAAGAAAGCCAAACGAAACGUUUAACACGCAGAGAGAUUUUAUUUCAUUACAAGAAUUUGAACAGUUUGGAACAAGCGAAAAUUUUUGCGAAGUAUUUUGUGAAGUUAAGUUAGAAAAAAAUAUCCGCCAAAACGCGCAGAAGACGAGUUUAAAUCGUUGAGUGCACAGAUUUUAUUAUAAAUAGUUAAGAGAAUACGCAUCAGACGUAAAUCUUGAAUUAUUUCACACGUUGCAACAGAAUUCAACGCCAACUGUUUAAUUUUUGUGAAAAAGUGCCGACAUAAUUAAGGAUUUACCAAAGUCACAGCCGGUUGCUUUAGAAACUUAAAGUGCGAAUUAAAUUCGAGAUAUCAGAUAUUAACAGCCAACGUUGGUCAAAAUUACAUAUUAAAAACAAUUAAAAUGGAAAAGAGAAUUCAUUUAGAGAAACGCGGCAAGAAAGCAAACCAGAUCACAGAACUUAAUUUAGAUAAUUGUCGCGCAACAAGUAUUGUUGGUUUUACUGAAGAGUUCACCGCGCUUGAAACCUUAAGCCUAAUCAAUGUAGGUCUCACCACAUUAAAAGGUUUUCCAGUUUUACCCAAUCUAAAGAAGUUGGAGCUUUCUGAUAAUAGAAUAUCAACUGGUCUUAACUACUUGGCAUCAAGUCCAAAGUUGCAGUCACUUAAUUUAUCUGGAAAUAAAAUUAAGGAGCUGGAAGCCUUGAAGCCAUUGCAAGAAUUCAAAAAUCUUGCUGUGUUGGAUUUGUUUAACAAUGAAGCAACUCUGGUUGAAAAUUACCGUGAGAAGAUUUUCGAAAUGUUGCCGUCUCUCAAAUACUUAGAUGGGUUUGAUUGUAAUGACGUUGAAGUUCAGUCAGAGGAUGAUGACGAUGAAGUCAAUGGAAAUUCUGAUGACGAAUCAGAUAAACAAAAUGUAUUUUGUUUAAAUGGUUUAGAGUUUGAUUUGGAUGAAUUAGAGGAGUUUGAAAAACGUGUUAAAGCAAAAAAAGAAUCAAACUGUGCUUCUAGAAAUAUUGACGAAGUAGAUGAUUUAGAUGAAUAUUUAAAAGAAUUAAAUUUGAAGGAAGCAAAUAAUUCCAACUCCAAAGCCAACGAAGAAGAUGAAUGUAAACAGUCUUCCAGUUUAGUGGAAACAACAUCCACGAAUAGAUUUUCUCUUAGCUAUGUACUUACACUUUAUUGGUUUUAUGCCAUAUUAAACUUGGCCACUAUCGUUUUUAGAAUUAAUAAUAACUCAUGUUCUGAUGAAGAUGCGUACGAAGAGGAUGAUAGCGACGUUUCUUUGUCAGAAGUGUACAAUGAAGAUCUAGAAGAAGAUAAUUCUGAGUGGGAUGAAGAUGGUGUUGAAGAAGAGGAUGAUGAUGACAUUGAGGAUGAUGAAGCUUUUGCAGAUGGUGAACUUGAUAAAUCUGCAAGUAAACCUGCUGUAGUGGAGGAAAAGGCUUCCGCAAAUGAUACUGAAGAAUCGCAGGCACGAGGAAAGAAGAGGAAGCAUGAUGGUUAAAUUUUUUAAUUCUUCUUUUCUCUUUUUUUUACAUGGAAAAUUUUUAUUUUUGAUGAUAUACUUCUUAAUUUUAAUUUUUCAAAAGUAUAACAAAAAAUGAAACAAAAUCAAAUUUAUUGUGUAAGCUAAGAAAAAUGACGAUUUCAAUACGCAACCACAACAAAAAUCAAUUACAUGUGUAGUAAACAUUUAAUUUUAAA